Aspergillus puulaauensis is the source of this 453-nucleotide messenger RNA. Its product is annotated as EthD domain-containing protein. Gene Ontology annotation, molecular function: oxidoreductase activity. NCBI's taxonomy places the organism in Eukaryota, Fungi, Ascomycota, Eurotiomycetes, Eurotiales, Aspergillaceae. The transcript has a single exon. The record is from RefSeq and is a predicted model, not a curated record. Bases 1 to 453 code for a protein of 150 amino acids.
AUGACAUACACAAUCCUCGCCAUCCUCUACCGCAAGCCGGGCCUAACCCCAUCCCAGUUUAAAUCCUACUACGAAAUCACCCACGUCCCCCUCGUAAGAGAAGUAACUGGGUCGCAUUUCCCAACCGUCUAUAAACGCUCCUAUCUCCCUCGUGCUCAUAUCCAUGGGCAGGGUGGUAUCGAUGAGACAGACGCGGAUGCAGAUACAUCGAACACCGCCUACCAAGCCACCACAGCCUUAGCCGGCAGCCCCUCAGAUUUCCAAUUCGACGUCGUCACGGAGAUGGUCUUCGAGGACGAACCUCAUUUCAGGGCAUUCCAGGUCGCGCUGGAUAAGAGCAGCGAGCGGGUUAAAGCUGAUGAGGCCGCCUUUUUUGAUACGAGUAAGAUUCAUGUUACGAAGAUUGAUGGGCCAUUCAUUUGUGGCCUGGAGCAAGUAGCAAGUAGCGAGUGA